GCAGUGGGUGACGCUGGUGACGCUGGUGACGCCAGUGGGCAUCAGAGGUUCCACGGCUGCGUCUGUGUCAGUUCAGCAUCUCCGGUGUCAUUGCACUGAAUCUGCGGAGCCGCUUCACCGACACAAGUAUCAUCCAGGACAAGCUGCCAUGGGGAAGGAAAAGCUCCACAUUAACAUUGUGGUCAUAGGACAUGUUGACUCAGGCAAGUCCACCACCACUGGCCACCUCAUCUACAAGUGUGGAGGCAUUGACAAGAGAACGAUCGAAAAGUUUGAGAAGGAAGCUGCUGAGAUGGGAAAGGGGUCCUUCAAAUAUGCCUGGGUUCUGGAUAAGUUGAAGGCAGAACGUGAGCGGGGCAUCACCAUUGAUAUCUCUCUGUGGAAGUUUGAGACCAGCAAAUACUACGUCACCAUCAUUGACGCUCCAGGACACAGAGACUUCAUCAAGAACAUGAUCACUGGGACGUCUCAGGCAGACUGUGCGGUGCUGAUCGUGGCUGCAGGUGUGGGCGAAUUUGAAGCUGGCAUCUCAAAGAACGGCCAGACUCGUGAACAUGCCCUGCUUGCCUACACCCUCGGAGUCAAGCAGCUUAUUGUGGGCAUUAACAAGAUGGAUUCUACUGAGCCCAACUACAGCCAGAAGCGCUAUGAUGAAAUUGUUAAGGAAGUCAGCACUUACAUCAAGAAGAUUGGCUACAAUCCUGAUACAGUGGCCUUUGUACCCAUCUCUGGCUGGAAUGGAGACAACAUGCUGGAACCCAGCCCCAAUAUGACCUGGUUCAAGGGCUGGAAGAUCAACCGUAAAGAUGGGAAUGCCUCUGGAACCACACUGCUGGAGGCUCUGGAUGCCAUCCAGCCCCCUACACGCCCCACCGACAAGCCCCUCCGCCUGCCUCUGCAGGACGUCUAUAAGAUUGGAGGCAUUGGGACCGUGCCAGUUGGCCGAGUGGAGACAGGUGUCCUAAAACCUGGCAUGGUAGUGACCUUUGCCCCCGUCAAUGUGACCACUGAGGUGAAGUCUGUGGAAAUGCACCACGAGGCCCUGACCGAGGCCCUGCCUGGGGACAAUGUUGGCUUUAAUGUGAAGAACGUGUCUGUCAAAGAUAUUCGCCGUGGCAACGUGGCUGGUGAUAGCAGGAGUGACCCGCCACAGGAGGCCGCCAGCUUCACCUCCCAGGUGAUCAUCCUGAACCAUCCUGGGCAGAUCAGUGCUGGCUAUGCCCCUGUGCUGGACUGCCACACUGCACACAUCGCAUGCAAGUUUGCAGAGCUCAAAGAAAAGAUCGACCGUCGCUCUGGGAAAAAACUUGAAGACAAUCCUAAAUCCCUGAAGUCAGGAGAUGCUGCUAUUGUGGACAUGAUCCCUGGAAAGCCCAUGUGUGUGGAGAGCUUCUCUGAGUACCCACCGCUCGGGCGGUUUGCUGUCCGUGACAUGCGUCAGACGGUGGCGGUGGGAGUGAUUAAAGGUGUGGAAAAGAAAGCCCCCACCAGCGGUAAGAUCACCAAGUCUGCGCAGAAGGCACAGAAGGCCAAAUGAACGUUGUGCUGGGCUGCUGCCCCAAACGCUCACCAUGGCCGAAGACACACUAGCACCCCCCCCCUUCUGCGCACCAUAGUCAGCGUCUGGUCUAUUAUCACAAUGCAUCGCAAAAGCAGACGAAGGAAAAAAAGAAACACUCAUACCUCACAGUUAGUGAUUAACAUACUGUUACAUGGAAGUUUUCUUGUCACUUGAUUUGUGGCAGAACAAAACUAAUUUGCAUAACUGGCUUUCUGGUUGUGUGCUGUUGUAGUUAGCAUAAAAUUGCUCAUGGACUUAGCCAACAAACGUAGUUGUUUAGCGCCAAUAUUAAGACUGAGAUGUUCCUUUUCCAGCUCUUUAUUGAAGGAAAGUGUUCUAGCUUUAAAAGAGAUUAGCUUAUUAGCCACAGGUAGGCUAGCUGCUUGCAUGUUCCCUGUUUGCACCUUAGAAAAGCAAGAAUCAGCAAUUUUGAACAUCAUUCCUAGCACUUUGCUUGACUUAUGCUCCCUUGCAGAAGCACUGUAAAAUGUUAGUUAAUGUUCAGUUCAUGCACCUUAAUCACUGUUAUUUGUGAGAACAUGUUCAUAAAAGUAAAGAUGUUUAAACAGUA
Molecule: messenger RNA, 2132 nt
Organism: Sphaeramia orbicularis (orbiculate cardinalfish)
Lineage: Eukaryota; Metazoa; Chordata; Actinopteri; Kurtiformes; Apogonidae
Product: elongation factor 1-alpha 1
Exons: 8
Coding region: 149-1537 (462 amino acids)
Biological process (GO): translational elongation
Molecular function (GO): GTP binding; translation elongation factor activity; GTPase activity
Source: RefSeq, a predicted model, not a curated record